GUCUUGCUUGGAGUUGCGGCGCUGAGCUACUACUGCUUCGUUCUCUUGGUUACGACUCGUCUCAAGGUCGACGGAUCUUUUGGUGAUCUUGGCGGCAUUCUUUAUGGCAAAUGGAUGAGGGCGACUAUUCUCACAUCUAUCGUAAUAAGUCAGAUCGGAUUUGUGGCGGCAUACAUGGUCUUUACGUCAGAAAACCUGCAGGCCGUUAUUCUAGCAGUAUCGGACUGCAAAUCCAACAUCGCUGUCAAGUGGUUGAUCCUCUUGCAGGUGCUCGUCUUCCUGCCAUUCUCCCUCUUGCGAGAUAUCGAGAAGCUGAGUUUCACUGCUCUUAUCGCGGACGCCUUCAUCCUGCUUGGCCUGGCCUACCUGCUUUACUACGACAUCCUUACCUUGAGUACCAACGGCAUUGCGGACAUCAUCCAGUUCAACCGCAACGAUUGGACCUUGUUCAUAGGCACAGCAAUCUUUACGUUUGAAGGAAUUGGCCUCAUCAUUCCUAUUCAGGAGUCGAUGAAGAACCCCAGCAAGUUCCCUCGUGUCAUGUUGGCGGUCAUGAUCAUCAUCUCCGUCAUCUUCAUCGGCAUGGGUGCAAUCUCGUACGCUGCCUACGGAUCCAAGACAGAGACUGUGGUGCUCCUCAACAUGCCCCAAGACAACAAGGCGGUCAACAGUGUCCAGUUCCUUUACUCUAUCGCCAUUAUGCUGUCAAUUCCUUUGCAGCUUUUCCCCGCCAUCAAGAUUACCGAGAAUGCGCUAUUUACCAAGAGCGGAAAGUACAACCCCUACAUCAAGUGGCAGAAGAACCUGUACCGCUUUUUCUUUGUCAUUCUUUGCGCCGUCAUCGCAUGGGGUGGUGCGGAUGAUCUUGACAAGUUCGUUGCCCUUGUCGGUAACUUUGCCUGUAUUCCGCUUGUCUAUAUCUACCCGGUGACCCUGCUUCACUACAAGGCCGUUGCGAGAAACAGACUCUGGAAGAUUUCCGAUAUCAUACUCUGCAUCUUUGGCUUCGUUGCCAUGGCUUAUACCCAACCUUGACUGUUUAUAGCUGGGCUGGUGGCUCUGAUGAAGGCAAGCCUCCGGCAUACUGCGACCGCAGGGGGAAGUAAGUUGGCACAAAGUGUCUCAGGGAAACGCAUGCGACUGCAUUUUAAUUGUCAUUCAGUGCUGUCUGGAAAGCGUUGGGUAAUCAUUGCAUGGAUUCCAGCGGGUUCUUCAAGGGUUUUGGACAGCAUCGGUCGGUCGUCAAUGAGCAUGGGCUUGUACAUAGACUGAAGAACAAGAGGCUCAUCGCCACGUUUAUAGUUCUGUAUGUGUAUACGUAGUAGCGGUUUGAUCCAAUCAAUCUAUUCUUCAGUUAAUUCUGAAAAGUCCCUGAAAACAUAAAGAACAUGGAGCUGUAGAUAUCGCGUGUCUCAGCGAUUUUGG
Messenger RNA from Colletotrichum godetiae, 1425 nucleotides. Its product is annotated as transmembrane amino acid transporter protein-domain-containing protein. The record is from RefSeq and is a predicted model, not a curated record. NCBI's taxonomy places the organism in Eukaryota, Fungi, Ascomycota, Sordariomycetes, Glomerellales, Glomerellaceae. The transcript has 2 exons. Gene Ontology annotation, biological process: amino acid transmembrane transport. Gene Ontology annotation, molecular function: L-tyrosine transmembrane transporter activity. Gene Ontology annotation, cellular component: vacuolar membrane. The annotation marks the transcript as partial.